AUGAUCCACAUUUUCCAAAGAGAAGCGUUCCUGGCGGGCUGGCCGCGCUGGCCCGGGCCUAGGACUGACGGGUGGCUCCCCGCAGCGGACUUCCUGUACCAGUAUAAGUUCCUCUGCUACUACACCAACGGGACGCAGCGCGUGCGGAUCCUGGAGAGUUUAAUCUACAACCGGGAGGAGUUCGCACGCUUCGACAGCGACGUGGGGGAGUACCGCGCGGUGACCCCGCUGGGGCGACCCAGCGCUGAGCACUUGAACAGCCUGGAGGACUUCAUGGAGCGGAAGCGGGCCGAGCUGGACACGGUGUGCAGACACAACUACCCAUGGGCUGAGGCCAUAGCCUUGCACCUGCGAGUGGAGCCCACAGUGACCAUCUCCCCGGCCAGGACAGAGGCCCUGAACCACCACAACAUGCUGGUCUGCUCGGUGACGGAUUUCUAUCCAGCCCACAUCAAAGUCCGCUGGUUCCGGAACGACCAGGAGGAGACAGCCGGCGUCGUGUCCACACCCCUGAUUAGGAACGGGGACUGGACCUACCAGAUCCUGGUGAUGCUGGAAAUGACCCCCCGGCGAGGAGAUGUCUACACCUGCCGGGUGGAGCACCCUAGCCUCCGGAGUCCCAUCAAAGUGGAGUGGCGGGCGCAGUCUGGAUCUGCCCAGAGCAAGAUGCUGAGCGGCGUUGGGGGCUUCGUGCUGGGGCUGAUCUUCCUGGGCCUGGGCCUUGUCGUUCGUCACAGGAAACAGAAGGGGCUCCUGCGCUGACUCCUGAGGGUGCUUUGACUGGGAUCGGCUGUGUUUCUUCUGAAAUGCCUGCUUGUCCUCGUGCAGAUUUCCCAGCUGCCUGUGAGCCUGCUCCCUCAGAGAUCAGAGUCUUAGUUACUCUGAGAAAGCCGGCCAGGCAUCUCCUGUGACCCCACUCGAGGCCAUGGCUGUGAGCCUGCAGUCUGUCCUGUGGGCUGCCAGCUGAGUCUACUCAAGGCCCCAAGGCAUUUUUCUUUUGUUCCUCCCCUCCCUGCCCCCGCCACUGUCCAAGAGAAGCACAUUGAAGCCUUUACCUGACUCCAGAGCUUUUAUUAUAAUUAAACAUGUUACCUGUA
Messenger RNA from Myotis davidii, 1097 nucleotides. Its product is annotated as HLA class II histocompatibility antigen, DQ beta 1 chain-like. The transcript is spliced from 5 exons. Gene Ontology annotation, cellular component: membrane; MHC class II protein complex. Lineage: Eukaryota; Metazoa; Chordata; Mammalia; Chiroptera; Vespertilionidae. Gene Ontology annotation, molecular function: MHC class II protein complex binding. The record is from RefSeq and is a predicted model, not a curated record. Gene Ontology annotation, biological process: immune response; antigen processing and presentation of exogenous peptide antigen via MHC class II; immunoglobulin production involved in immunoglobulin-mediated immune response. The coding region runs from base 1 to 762 and encodes 253 amino acids.